Onthophagus taurus is the source of this 3639-nucleotide messenger RNA. It is a transcript of the gene sxc, whose product is annotated as O-linked N-acetylglucosamine (GlcNAc) transferase sxc. Gene Ontology annotation, biological process: protein O-linked glycosylation. The record is from RefSeq and is a predicted model, not a curated record. Gene Ontology annotation, molecular function: protein binding; protein O-acetylglucosaminyltransferase activity. NCBI's taxonomy places the organism in Eukaryota, Metazoa, Arthropoda, Insecta, Coleoptera, Scarabaeidae.
UUCUUAUAAUCUAUAGAAAUUAAAGUAACUCGCAUUUUUAUAAGCAGUAUAUCAUUCAGGAUGAAAACUCAAUAAAAAUGACUGAGUUUGUUGAUAAAAAUAUGUGGGCCCCUCAACAAGUCUGUGUGAAUGCGCAGAAUAGCACUACUUCGGUAGGACCCGUUGGUAAUCAAGUGAUUGUGAAGAUGAGCGAACUUCCACAACUUUCAUCUGUGGGUUUAUUAGAAUUGGCUCACAGAGAAUAUCAAGCUGGUGACUAUGAAAAUGGUGAAAGACACUGCAUGCAAUUGUGGAGACAAGAUCAAAGUAACACUGGUGUGUUACUUUUGCUCUCCAGCAUUCAUUUUCAAUGUAGAAGAUUGGAUAAAUCUGCACAUUUUAGCACGUUAGCAAUCAAACAAAAUCCACUAUUAGCAGAAGCCUAUAGUAAUCUUGGGAAUGUAUACAAAGAACGUGGACAACUUCCCGAAGCUUUGGAUAACUACAGACAUGCCGUUAGAUUGAAACCUGAUUUUAUUGAUGGUUACAUUAACUUAGCGGCUGCUUUGGUUGCUGCUGGUGAUAUGGAACAAGCAGUACAAGCUUAUAUUACUGCUUUACAAUAUAAUCCAGAUUUGUACUGCGUAAGAAGUGAUUUGGGUAAUCUACUUAAAGCAUUAGGUCGGUUAGACGAAGCGAAGGCGUGUUACCUGAAAGCUAUCGAAACGCGGCCUGAUUUUGCGGUCGCCUGGAGUAACUUGGGAUGUGUCUUUAAUGCCCAGGGAGAGAUAUGGCUUGCUAUACAUCAUUUUGAAAAAGCCGUCGGCCUAGAUCCGAAUUUUCUCGAUGCUUACAUUAAUCUUGGAAAUGUUUUAAAAGAAGCAAGAAUUUUUGACAGAGCGGUAGCAGCGUACUUGAGGGCUUUAAAUCUAUCCCCAAACAAUGCGGUCGUUCACGGAAAUCUCGCUUGCGUCUAUUACGAACAAGGACUCAUCGAUCUCGCAAUCGAUACUUAUCGGCGCGCGAUCGAACUACAACCGAAUUUCCCAGACGCUUAUUGCAAUUUGGCGAAUGCUCUUAAAGAGAAAGGGCAGGUAGCGGAAGCCGAGGAAUGUUACAAUACCGCAUUGAGGUUGUCGCCAUCGCAUGCUGACUCAUUGAACAAUUUAGCGAAUAUCAAACGAGAACAAGGUUAUAUUGAAGAAGCAACGCGUUUAUAUUUAAAAGCAUUGGAAGUAUUUCCGGAAUUUGCCGCUGCUCAUAGUAACUUAGCUUCGGUAUUACAACAACAAGGGAAAUUAACGGAGGCUUUGAUGCAUUAUAAAGAUGCGAUCCGUAUCCAGCCGACGUUUGCUGAUGCUUACUCGAAUAUGGGUAAUACUCUUAAAGAAAUGCAAGACGUGAGCGGUGCUCUUCAAUGUUACACAAGAGCGAUUCAGAUCAAUCCGGCUUUUGCGGAUGCGCAUAGUAACUUGGCAAGCAUUCAUAAAGAUUCUGGAAACAUUCCCGAAGCGAUUCAAUCAUAUCGCACCGCUUUAAAACUAAAACCCGAUUUCCCAGAUGCGUAUUGCAAUCUAGCUCAUUGUCUACAAAUCGUAUGCGAUUGGACUGAUUACGAUAUCAGAAUGAAAAAGUUGGUUACAAUUGUUGCCGAUCAAUUAGAUAAAAAUCGUUUACCAUCCGUUCAUCCACAUCAUUCUAUGCUUUAUCCGUUAUCUCACGAAUUUCGUAAAGCGAUUGCCACGCGCCAUGCGAAUUUGUGUUUGGAAAAAAUCAACGUCUUACAUAAACUCCCAUACAAAUUCGCUUAUGAAAUUAAAGGACGGUUAAGAAUUGGUUAUGUAAGUAGCGAUUUCGGAAAUCAUCCAACAUCGCAUCUUAUGCAAUCCGUCCCGGGACUUCACGAUCGCAACAAGGUCGAAAUUUUCUGUUACGCUUUAAGUCCCGAUGAUGGGACCACUUUCCGUAGCAAAGUCGCUAGGGAAGCCGAACAUUUCAUCGAUUUAUCGCAAAUACCGUGUAAUGGAAAGGCGGCCGAUAAAAUCUAUUCGGAUGGGAUUCAAAUUCUCGUUAACAUGAACGGUUACACGAAAGGUGCAAGAAAUGAAAUAUUUGCUUUGCGUCCGGCACCGAUUCAAGUGAUGUGGUUAGGAUAUCCUGGUACGAGUGGUGCAAGUUUUAUGGAUUAUUUAAUUACUGAUGCUGUUACCUCACCGUUAGAAUACGGUCAUCAAUACAGCGAAAAAUUGGCUUAUAUGCCACACACUUAUUUUGUCGGUGAUCACAGGCAAAUGUUUCCUCAUUUAAAAGAACGUUUAAUUGUUAGUGAUAAAAGCAGUAAUAGCGUUGCUGAUAAUGUUGCGAUUAUAAACGCAACCGAUCUUUCGCCUCUUGUUGAAAAUACAGAUGUUAAAGAAAUUAAAGAGCUUGUUCAAGCGCCUGCAAAAACAGUUGAAAUCAGUCUUAAAGUUGCUGAGCUUCCAACAACAACACCAAUUGAAACAAUGAUUGCUCACGGACAAGUACAAACCUCCUUAAACGGUGUGGUUGUUCAAAACGGUUUAGCAACCACCCAAACUAAUAAUAAAGCAGCAACCGGAGAAGAAGUUCCACAAAACAUCGUUAUCACCACUCGACAACAAUACGGAUUACCAGACGAAGCAAUCGUAUACUGUAAUUUUAAUCAAUUAUACAAAAUCGAUCCGUUAACACUUCAAAUGUGGGUUAAUAUUUUGAAAAACGUUCCUAAUUCCGUUUUGUGGUUAUUGAGGUUCCCGGCUGUUGGCGAACCGAAUUUACAAGCGACCGCUCAGCAAUUAGGACUUCCAGCAGGAAAGAUUUUGUUUAGUAAUGUGGCGGCGAAGGAAGAGCACGUUAGAAGGGGUCAGUUGGCCGAUGUUUGUUUGGACACACCGCUUUGUAAUGGACACACAACGAGUAUGGACGUAUUGUGGACCGGAACCCCCGUCGUUACACUUCCGGGGGAAACUUUGGCAUCAAGAGUUGCCGCUUCGCAAUUGGCUACUUUGGGUUGUCCGGAAUUAAUUGCCAGAUCUAGACAGGAAUAUCAAGAAAUUGCUAUUAAGUUAGGAACGGAUAAGGAAUAUUUGAAAGCAAUGAGACAUAAAGUUUGGACAGCGAGGACGAGUUCACCAUUAUUUGAUUGUAAACAAUACGCACAAGGUUUAGAGAUGCUCUACCACCAAAUGUGGCAGAGGUACGCCAAAGGACUUAAAGCCGAUCACGUAGCAGCUAUCGAGAAAUAAGAAAAAUAUUUAAAAAAAAUUGACUCCAAAAAAAAAAAAAGAAAGAAAUGGAUCACAGUAUUUAUUCAUUUUCUCUUAUAUAAUUAGCAACAUAUACAACAUAUAUAUUUUUAUUAUCUUUGUUAUUAGCUUAGGAUAGAGCGACUAUUUUUUUUUAUUAUUUAGUUUUCAAUUUUCAAAGGAGGUUCGCGUGGGCGAUCCUCUAAAGAAGCUAGAAUUGUGUAUAAAAAGAUAAAGAUCGUAAAAAAAAGUGUAUAGUUGCGAUACGUUUCAAGUUAAUGUCUUUUUUGAAACUUGAGACUUAAUUAGAGUGUGUGACAAUUUCUCAAAAAAAAUCGUAAAUGAUUGAUCGCUGUGCUGUAAUUAUUUAUAAAAGAAACGUAUGUUAAGUGUU